Molecule: messenger RNA, 3950 nt
Organism: Drosophila melanogaster (fruit fly)
Lineage: Eukaryota; Metazoa; Arthropoda; Insecta; Diptera; Drosophilidae
Gene: mus201
Product: mutagen-sensitive 201
Exons: 4
Coding region: 208-3918 (1236 amino acids)
Biological process (GO): nucleotide-excision repair; DNA repair
Cellular component (GO): nucleus
Molecular function (GO): hydrolase activity, acting on ester bonds; nuclease activity; catalytic activity
Source: RefSeq, marked reviewed
GGUGUCAGAAUAAUAUUUAAGUAUUUCAGUAAUUAUUUGUUUAUAUAUGUGAUCAGAAAAUCACUGUUUUAAAAAUCAUCCAGAUAGAUAACCGCGUGUUCUUUCCAGCACUGGAAACAGCUGUUUAAAAAAGCGCGUCUUAUCGCAACAAAAAGUUUAGUUAGUUAUUAUUUUGCAUGUUUUAUACAAUUAAUAUUUUAGUAGAAAAUGGGAGUUACGGGCUUGUGGAAGCUCAUUGAGCCGUGCGGCAAGCCAGUCCCCGUAGAGACUUUGGAGGGCAAAAUCCUAGCAGUGGAUAUAUCGAUUUGGUUGCAUCAGGUUGUGAAGGGCUUUCAGGACAACAAGGGAUCGGCCCUGAGUAAUGCCCAUUUACUGGGUCUAUUCCAUCGUCUCUGUAAAUUGCUAUACUAUCGUGUGCGACCGGUUUUCAUUUUCGAUGGAUGCGUGCCGCAGCUUAAAAGGGACACUAUUGCACGUCGCCAGCAGCAGAGGAAUAAGCUCAGCAACGAAGCUGAUCGCAUUCAGGCUUUGCUCCUUCAAUCCCUGGCCAAAGAAAAAGUAGUGCAGCAAGCGCUGGGCAAGAAUGCAGAGCUACUGUUGAAAUCCCCGGUUAAGCGACCGCCUCCAGCUAAGAAGAACGACGAGGAUGACUUGUUUAAGCUUCCCGAACUGCCGGCUGCAUCGGUGCAAGAUAAUCAAGAUGAAAGCGAGCAGGACACCAGUGCCAGUGCCUCAGACAGCUCCUUUGACGAGUCAACCGCUCGACAUUCUUACAACUCUAGCUUACAGGCCAUCGAUGUAAAGAGUCAGCAUUUUCGGAAUCUGCCAGCCGAUGUGCGACACGAGAUCCUUACAGACAUCAAGGAGACGCGCAAGCAAUCGUCGUGGGGCCGUCUGCACGAGUUGCCCGCCCGCAGCGAUGACUUCUGCUCCUUCCAGAUGAAGAGACUCCUCAAGCGCCGAGCCGUUCAGGAAAGCUUAGAGCAGGCGGAACAGGAGAUGGGCGGACAUACGCUUACCUAUGCAGAGUUGUGUGACUUUUUCAAUGAGGAGGGCAUUCUCACCCCAACGGCCAUUGAACAGUGCACCCGACAAAUUAGCUCGGAUGAACAUACACGAUUCCUGCUGGUCAGGGAUCUUAAAAAGAAAGCAAUGGAGAGCACCAAACAAGAGGUUAAAAUGGAGAUGAUUGAGGAGGUACCCGCUGAGGAGGAGGAUGAGAAGCCAAGCACUUCCACCAAGAAAGAGGCUGUGAAAAGUGUGGACCUAGGCACAGAGUUCGAUGAAGAUUUGGCCAAAGCACUGUCUAUGUCAAUGGAGGAGACCAAGGUGUACGAUGAAAAGGACUACGAGUACGACUCGGACCAAGAGUUGCGCCUCAAUCGAGCUCAAACCAAGCAAUUGCGCCAUGCGGCCAAGGGACCUGCACGGGCCUAUAUGAUUGAAUACGGCGGAAUGAACGACGAGGAAGUUGGCAACAUCAUGGAGGCCACUCAGUUCAAUGACACUCAAAGCCUUGAAAAGUUGCUAGAGAUCACGACAGUCCCGACCGACAUGGCUGACAACUCGAUUGAGGAGGCCAAACUUAUUUCACAAGCUAUUGAAGAGAGCAAACAACUAUCCCAAGCAAUUGAGGAAAGCAAGAAGAAUCUUAACGAGGACAAGGUGGAGAUUGUAGAUACUGAUACCGACUCAGACUUGGAGGAAGUAAUGGAAGUUCAGGAGCUGGAUAAAGGCAAGAAGAAUCUUGAGAUUUGUGUUGAUAUUACUGGCCAAGCGGAUUCGAAUGAUCUGUUUGCGGAUAUUUUUGAGGAUGGAGAGGCAAAUAAAAUAGAGAAAACUAUAAGCGUCGAGGAAGACGAUGACUUUAUAGAAGUGAAAGACAGUGAGGAAUUAAAAUUGGAUACUGAAGAUGAAAAUAAACCAAUAACGAAUAAGAGUAUUAAAGAAAGUAAUGAAGUCAAGCCGUUCAUUGAUGAAAUUAUCGAAGUGAAAGAUAGCCAAGAAGCGGUUCCUGCAGAACCUAAUCUCAAACCCGAUCUGGAAUCAAUUUUAAAUGAUCUGAAAAAACAAACGGCUGCGGUUAAAGAUAUUCAGCUAAACGUAAAUGAAGAAGAAAAACCAAAACCAAAGGUGGAAAUCAGUUCUAUAUUGGAUGAGCUAAAAGUAAAGAUGGCCGACGUUAAAAACAUCACUCUAGAUAACGUGAAAUUAAGCAAUAGUGUCCCUAUCAUACUAUCCUCCGAUGACGAAAGUACCUUGAAAUCCUCGAAAAUAGUUCCGAAGCAAGAGCUAAUUGAGUUGUGCGACAGCGACGAUAAUAAAAACAAUCGCCUAUCACCGAACAAAACGCCAAGCAAAAACAAGUCCAUUAAGGACUUUUUUGAGACCAGUUACGUGGUCAAGCGAACUCCCGACAAAUCUCAAGCGUCAAACGAAACUUCGCCGGGAACACCAAAGACCCCGAAGCCCUUCUUCAGAAAGAGAACCCCGAAGUCCGGACGGAAACGAGCUAGUGAUGCCAAUGAGGACAGUGAUGAGGAAGUUUCGCCCACUAAAAGGUCCAGUAAGGCCUCGAAGUCUCUCUUCGAGCCAAAGGAGCCGGAAGAAGAAAAGACUGUAGAUCCGGAGGAGAUUAUCAAAGAUGCUGCAGAGGCUCUUAAAUCUCAAAAGACCUCAGAAGAACUGCAGGAGUUGGCUACAAACUUAGCUCAGGAGCGAAAGGAACUUGAAAUCGAGCGGAAUCGGCAAGACCGAAUGGGCAUGUCCAUCAGCCAGCGCAUGAGCAUCGAUUGCCAGGAGCUGCUGCGUCUUUUCGGCAUUCCGUACAUUGUGGCUCCCAUGGAGGCAGAGGCGCAGUGCGCCUUUCUCAAUGCCACAGAUCUUACCCACGGCACCAUCACGGAUGAUAGUGAUAUCUGGCUUUUUGGUGGUCGAACUGUCUACAAGAACUUCUUUGCACAAAACAAGCACGUGAUGGAAUUCCGGGCGGAACAGAUCGAGCAAACGUUUAACUGCAACAGGGGUAAACUGAUCCAGUUGGCCUGUUUGGUGGGCAGUGACUACACUACAGGAAUUCAUGGCAUUGGUGCUGUAACGGCCCUGGAGAUUUUGGCCUCCUUUUCCGGACAGGAUGCGAAUGGGCCAGGUAUCUGCAAUCAAUCGGUGCUUCAAACGCUAAUCAAGUUCCGCGACUGGUGGCAAGCACACAAGUGCAGCAAUCUUCCACCUGGCAGCUCGGCUCGCCUUGCUCUGCGCAAAAAACUUAAGAACAUCGAACUGCACGAGGGUUUUCCCAGCGGUGCAGUGGUGGAGGCAUAUUUAGCGCCCACGAUCGACGACAAUCGGGAUGCAUUUAGUUGGGGCACACCGGAUGUGGAAUCAAUCAGAGAAUUCACGCGAAAAUCUUUCGGCUGGACUACUUCAAAAACGGACGACAUUCUGAUGCCCGUGAUGAAAAAAAUUAACGAGAAGAAGAUACAGGGUUCCAUACGCAACUACUUUACGGCAAAGAGUGCUCUGCGAGUUCAACAACCGCACGUCAGCAAACGUGUCCAAUUGGCAAUUGACAAGAUGUCCGGAAAGAUCGAUGAGACGCCGGAGAAACCGAAGAAGGUGACACGCACAAGACGUGCAAAGGCAGCUCCGCCAACAGAUGAUGAUUUGGCCAUCGCGGAUGUCGCGACAAAAGCUGCCCGUCCCAAACGCGGCAAACGAAAAGCUGCACCUGAAUCGGUAGUUUUGGAUGGGGAACUUCCUUCCACAUCGCAGUCGAUACCGAAGCCUGAAAAAUGUCCUCGAAUACCUAGCAGCGUUGAAGUUAUACCUCAAAGGGAAAAGGAUCUGGAGCAGAUGCGCCUCAAUAAAGCAAAGGCGGCAGAGAUUCUUAAAAAUUCAGCGAAAGCCAAUAGGAAAUAAGCUUAACAAAUCUAUUAAAUAUAACUUUAUAG